This is a messenger RNA of Dromiciops gliroides (monito del monte), 3692 nucleotides long. RefSeq names its product adhesion G protein-coupled receptor G4 (gene ADGRG4). The transcript has 24 exons. The record is from RefSeq and is a predicted model, not a curated record. Lineage: Eukaryota; Metazoa; Chordata; Mammalia; Microbiotheria; Microbiotheriidae. Gene Ontology annotation, molecular function: G protein-coupled receptor activity. Gene Ontology annotation, biological process: cell surface receptor signaling pathway; adenylate cyclase-activating G protein-coupled receptor signaling pathway. Gene Ontology annotation, cellular component: membrane. Bases 1 to 3654 code for a protein of 1217 amino acids.
AUGAAAGCACGGAUCCUUCUAUGUCAGAGGCUUGAGAAGAGACUUUGUGGACUGAUCCUUGUGACUUGUUUUGUCUUCCUGUCUGAUGCAGCUUCCCUGAAAGGGAAAAGAAUGGACUUCCAGGGAAAAUGUGACCAAUACCUAAGCGUGGCCCAUCCCAUUCCUAAACUCCUCCGACUUACAGUCUGUGUUGAUUUGUCACUGAAGGAUCCCAACUUAAAGACUUGGAUGGCUUUUUCUUACACUACUAAAAAUACUUCCUUGGUUACAGAAGAGAAGGAGCUUGGACUGGGCGGGGAGUACAGCCAGCUGAGAGUACACAUCUUGGGCAAAACGAUUCCUGUUAACCACAGCCUGUCUCUUUUUAAAUGGCACCACGUGUGCCUGAUAUGGGAUGGGGCAAAAGGCAGUCUGGAGCUGUUCCUCAAUAAGACAAGGCUGCUGGUAGUGAUGGACAAUUCUCAGAACAUGACAGCCAAUGGUGACUUGGUCCUAGGACGUUUCCAUUGCAACGAGGAAAGCCAGCCAGAUAGCAGAGCUCACGGCACUGUGGGUAGUUUGUACCACUUUCAGCUAUGGAAUCGCAUCUUGGAAAAUGAGGACUUUCAGAAAUGCUACAAGGGCAAUGUGGUGAGCUGGGAAGAAGACCAUUGGUUUCUCAACCAUAUGAGCCCCACAACUGAUGACCAACUGCACUGUUUUACUCCCGGAAAUGUAACAGUUGAAGGAAGAAGCACACCUGCCUCUCAACUUUCAGCCACACCCUUUAGUGCCAGGCCCAUCAUCACCACACCACCUGGGAAUACCUCCUCUCUGGUGUCUGCUCUGCAGACCACAGACCUGUCCUCAUCCCCUGUGAACAGGCCUAGCUUCUCCACCACAGCAGUCUCAAAUAUUCCCAGCAUUAUGCUUACCGAGCCCCCUGCAGCAACCAUCCAGUCAUCCUCCAUAUUACCCAACUGGGGUAAUACUUCACCUGGACCCAAGGCACCUCUGACCUUGAUGUCAUCCACCCCAGCUGAGGCUACCGCCAUGACAACCUUGUCUGAGACCACGCUGCGGGGCUCCACAUUGACCUUUCUGUCUACAGGAAUGGCAAGUUCAUCUGCUGCUGCCCAGCCCACAGUUUCCUUCUACGAUACCAAAAUGAGGUUCUCGGUGUCUGAUAAGGAGUCAACUAUAUUUGUCCAAAACUGGUUGAAGCUUCUUUUUCAAGAUAGUGAGUUUGUUCUUACAAAUCUGACGGUAAAAAUGAAAGGCAGAAAUAAGUUUCAAGAAAUAGGAAGAAUGAAGCAAAGCAGGUCUUUGGAACAGAGAAGCCCGAAAAUGAUGGUUGCGCGUCCCUCAGGCUAUGUUUGUCAAGCCAUCAUAAAAGCUCAUUCAUCUGCAGUACCAGCUGAUCUGAUAACUCGGAUAAAGAUGAAAAUUCUUGGGAACCACACACAAGGCCAUAUGACUUUAACUGUGAAGCCUGAAGAUGUGGAAGUGAAGAAAUUAGAGCCCGGAAAAUGUGCAGAAGAGGAAACCACAUCCAGAUACAAGGGAACAUAUAAGUGGCCAUUAACCAACCCUACUGAGACAGCUCAAAGCAGAUGUGUUAAGAAUCCUAGUCGGAAUGCUACCAGAAUUUGCACUAUUGAGGCUGAGAAUGGCAAAGCUAGCUGGGGAAUCCUCUGUUAUAAAGCAUGUAAUCUGCUCCAGCCACUUCCAGAUAAGAUUGUCGACCUUGAAGAUAUUCUCAUAACUGAUGAGAAUGCCGAUGAUGUUGCCAAGCACAUUUUAAGUCUGAUACAUGGCUCCCCUAGCCUGAACCAAAAAGAAAUAAAGAUUAUUGUUUCAAAGGUGUCUGACAUCUCAAAAUGUGAUGAAUUGAGCCUGAAUCUAGCACAGGUCCUGUUCCAGAUACUCGAUGUGGUUUUGGGGAUUGGAUCGCUGCCUGGUCAGCCCUCACUAAGCAAUGAGAUCUUGAGAACAAUUGAGCGGGUAGGUUACAAGAUGGAGUUUUCUGGGAAGACCGCCAAUGUAACUGUGGCCUCACUGGCUUUAGCUGUGCUUCAGGUGGAUGAGGAAUUUGAAGGCAUUUCCUUCAGCAUUCACUACUACAAGGAAGGUGUAGGCCCUAAGGUUUAUUUAGACAAUACACCUCAGAGGAUGACUUUGGCUUCCAUAUAUUUACCUAAAUCACUGAAGAAGAGAAUUCCUUUUGACCUACAGAAGAUCUUGUUUAGUUUCUUUGGGCAAACGUCAGUCUUUAAGCGCCACAUUUCCCAAAAUGAAAACUUAACCACUUAUGUUGUGAGCGCCAGUGCUGCAAAUACAUCGAUUCGGAACCUGGCUGACCCAAUAGAAUUCACGUUACAGCAUAUCAAAGGAAACACGAAGCGGGCUCGUGUCCAGUGUGUAUUCUGGGACUUUGAGAAGAAUGAUGGACUAGGUGGAUGGAAUUCAUCAGGCUGUGAAGUAAACAAAACGGAUGUCAAUUACACAAUCUGUCAGUGUAAUCAUCUUACUCACUUUGGAGUCUUAAUGGAUUUGUCCAGGUCUGAAGUGGAUAAGAUCAAUGAACAGAUCUUAACAAUCAUAACAUAUUCUGGAUGUGGAAUCUCUUCUCUUUUUCUGGGAAUUGCACUGGUGACUUACCUAGCUUUUCAAAAACUUCGUCAAGAUUAUCCAGCCAAAAUCCUGAUCAAUUUGUGUAUCUCCUUGCUGAUGCUGAACCUGUCGUUUCUGGCCAAUUCCUGGUUCGCAGCCUUUGAAAACUCUAGCCUCUGUAUCUCCAUGGCUGUGCUGCUUCAUUACUUUCUGAUCUCAUCCUUUACUUGGAUGGGCCUGGAAGCUGUCCACAUGUACUUUGCUCUAGUCAGAGUCUUCAACAUCUAUGUGAAAAAUUACUUACUUAAAUUUUGCGUGGUCGGCUGGGGAUUGCCAGCAGUAAUUAUAGGGAUCAUCCUCAUCAUGAAGAGGGAUUUUUAUGGCAUUCUGAAGGAAUCUACCUCAUUCUGCUGGAUUCAAGAUGAUCUUGCCUUUUACAUCUCUAUCGUGGCUUAUUUUUGCCUCAUAUUUCUCAUCAAUGUAUCCAUGUUCAUCCUUGUGCUGUUCCAAAUCAAUUCCCUUCAAUGCCAGAAACAGAGAGUGUGGAAAAAGCUGAUACUGCAUGACCUCAAGAGUACUGCAAGCCUCACCUUCCUGCUUGGACUCACCUGGGGCCUGGCCUUUUUUGCCUGGGGACCCAUGCGGAUCCCCUUUUUGUAUCUUUUUGCCCUUUUGAACACAACACAAGGAUUCUUUAUCUUUGUGUUCCACUGUCUAUUGAAGGAGAACGUGAGGAAGCAGUGGCAAGAACACUUGUGUUGUGGAAGGUUUCGACUGAAUAACUACUCUGAUGGGAACAGCAGAUCUGGGCUAAAUUGUGAGCACAAGCAGGAUGGGACACAAAAGAACUGUGAGAAUGUAUUGGUAACACAAACCCAAGAGUGCACCAAGGCAUGGAAUCCACCUCUGUCCACUUUCAGGGGCUUCGAACGGAGGCAUGAUUUGGUGAUGACCUUCGAAAAUGAAGUCUGUUGUGACAUUUCUUCAUCACCAAAGCACUGUGGAGAACAGGACUUGGCAUCAGGAAGAUCUGGAUUUGAAUCCUGCCUCAGAAUUUACUAGCUGUGUGACCCUGGGCCAGUCACUUGGGCCACUCAGAG